Vigna unguiculata (cowpea) is the source of this 1662-nucleotide messenger RNA. Its product is annotated as beta-amyrin 28-monooxygenase. Gene Ontology annotation, biological process: sterol metabolic process. Gene Ontology annotation, molecular function: monooxygenase activity; iron ion binding; heme binding. Lineage: Eukaryota; Viridiplantae; Streptophyta; Magnoliopsida; Fabales; Fabaceae. The record is from RefSeq and is a predicted model, not a curated record.
UCAGUUUUUCUGGUUCUUCUUUGAUACUCUCUUGUGCCCUUCAGUUUAAGGACACUAACCCUUAUGGAGGUUUCAAAUCUUGUAGUUUUGCCAGCAGUUUUGGCAUUCUUUGUCCUUUGUCUGCAUUUCAUGAGAAGAAUGGUGAGACUCAGAAACCUUAAUCUUCCUCCUGGAAGAUUAGGGUGGCCUGUAGUUGGAGAAACCUUUGAGUUCAUGCAUGCAAUGGUUGAGGGCAACGUGUUGAGGUUCCUACAAGAGAGAGUGGAGAAAUAUGACUCAAGGGUGUUCAAGACAUCGAUGUUUGGAAACCCUGUUGUUGUGUUUUGCGGACCAGCUGGGAACAAGUUUCUGUUUAGCAAUGAGAACAAGAAUGUUCAAGUGUGGUGGCCUAGUUCGGUGAGGAAGCUGUUAAGGUUGUCCCUUGUUACCAAGGUUGGUGAUGAGGCAAAGAUGGUGAGAAAGUUGCUCAUGAACUUUCUUAACGCAGAAACACUCAGAAAUUACUUGCCAAAAAUGGAUAGAAUUGCUCAGCACCAUAUAGACACUUAUUGGAAAGGAAAGGAGAAGGUUUUUGUCCAUCCAAUUGUAAAGCUAUACACGUUUGAAUUGGCUUGUUGCUUAUUUUUAAGCAUUGAAGACUCUGCACAAAUAUCAAAGCUUUCGUUAAAGUUUGAUGCAUUUCUGAAAGGGAUCGUUGGCUUCUCCCUCAACAUUCCUGGAACAAGGUUUCAUCGUGCAAUAAAAGCUGCAGAUGAAAUAAGGAAAGAAAUUAAACUGAUUCUGGAGAAAAGGAAAGUGGAUUUGGAGGAGAAGAGAGCAUCACCUACUCAAGACCUUCUAUCACACAUGCUUCUUACAUCUGACCCAAGUGGAAGGUUUAUGACAGAAAUGGAGAUUCUUGAUAACAUACUUCUUCUACUUUUUGCUGGCCAUGAUACUGCUAGAUCAGUUUUAUCAUUGGUCAUGAAAUAUCUUGGACAGUUACCUCAAGUUUAUGAGCAUGUCUUGAAAGAACAACUUGAAAUUAUUCAAGGGAAAGAGGUGGGGGAAUUGUUGCAGUGGGAAGAUGUUCAGAAAAUGAAAUACUCUUGGAAUGUUGUGUGUGAAGUUAUGAGGCUGUCUCCACCAGUCAGUGGUGCUUAUAGAGAAGCUAUAAAGGAUUUCACCUAUGCUGAUUAUAACAUCCCUAAAGGCUGGAAGUUGCAUUGGAACACUGGUUCAUCACACAAGGAUCCAACAAUCUUCUCGAAUCCAGAAACUUUUGAUGCUUCAAGGUUUGAAGGAGCAGGACCUACACCCUUUGCACAUGUUCCGUUUGGAGGUGGCCCCAGAAUGUGUUUGGGCCAAGAAUUUGCUAGACUAGAGAUACUUGUGUUCAUGCAUAAUAUCGUGAAACGGUUCAAGUGGGAAUUGGUGAUUCCUGAUGAAAAGUUGAAGUAUGAUCCCAUGCUAGAACCAGUAAAAGGACUUGAAAUUCGACUUCAUCCUUCUAGUUUCUAGUCAAAUAACUUAGCUAUAACAUAAUGCAAGGUUUAGAAGCUUUCUAAGUAGUCACUUAUUGUGCUAUAUUUGAAUAAAACUUUUUUUCUACUUUGAUUAGAAGUUUUUUGUAUCUGCUUCCAUGAUUUCUAUGAAGUUUUUUUGCUACUUUGAUUAUUCUGU